CGGCCGCGCAGCGCCCCCGGCCCGGCCCCGCAGCAUGCUGCGAUCCACCGGCUACUUCCGCGGCAUCGACUGCCCCUUCCUCAGCGCCGGGGGGCCGGGCGGGGGGCCCUGCCGCCGGCCCUACUGCCACUUCCGCCACCCCCCGGCGGCGGCGGCCCGGUGCGGAGCCUCCGGCGGCCCCGGCGCGGGGGCCGCGCUCGGCCAUGGCGCAGAGCGAGGCUAUGACCCCUACAACCCUGAGCUCCCGAGGCCCUCGCUGGAGGAGGAGGAGGAGGAGGAGGAGGAGAGUGCCCUGCCUGACGUCACUGAUGUCACCCCUGGCAUUCUGGAGCUGGAGCUGGUCAACAAAGCCAUCGAGGCUGUCAAAAACGAGGUCGAGAGGGAGCAGAAGAAGUAUGAGGAGCUGCUGGAAACCACGAAGGAGCUGGGUGCCUCCCAGGCCUCUGCGCUCAUCUCGGGCGCAGCCGUGGCAGCAGCUGGCAUGCAGGGCGACUCCUUCCCCUCCUUGGAGUACAACCUGGGCAGCUACAGCUUCACCAACAGCUCAGACUACAACCCCACACCCCUCGCUGCUGCUGGCUGCUCCAGCAAGUACACCCUGGAGGCUUCCCGCUCCAAGGGCAGCGCCCUGGAGUACAUCCCCAAGGCCGUGGUGCAGAGCAGGAGGUACAGCAGCACUGUCACCAACACCAAGUACGUGAUCGAUGACUCCAAGCCUUCUACAGACCUGGAGUAUGAUCCACUCUCCAACUACUCAGCCAGGCUCUUGAGCAAAGGCACCGGGAGGGAGCCAAAGGGGGCUAAGAGGGGCAGGGCUGCCAGCUACGAGGAGUCCUACUCCCCGACGCGGAAGAGGCUCUGUGAGCUCCCCGACGAUGAUGAUGAGGUGUGUGCCAGGUUCUCCUCCUCUGAAGAUGAAGCUGAUGUGGACUACAAAUCGACUUCUGUCAGUUCACAAUCCAAAGGUGACUCUGAGAGCGAGUCCAGCGAGGGCUUCGCCACCAGGGAGCAGAGCUGCAGGAGCGGGGACGGCAAGGAAGCGGCAGCGGCGCAGGGCAGUGCAGACCUUCCGGGGGCACAGAAGAGCCUGCCCAAGAGUGUGGCAGACAAGAAUGCGAAAGCAGUGAAGUUGUCCUCUGGAAAGAAGGAGCAGGAGAGUGAAAAUAAAAGCAGAGAGUCCAAAGACAAAGCGAAAAAGAAGACCUCAGAUGUCAGUAAGUCUCCUGGCGCCGGCGAGGCUGGGGGGAAGGAGAGAAGUAAGAGUGCAGAGAAGGUCAAAGUGCUGAGGAAAGAGGAAAAAACAAAAGGCAGGAACGAAGAGAAAAGCUGCAGAGAAAAAGGUGUCAAAGGGAAGGCCGAGGGGCCCAGCAAAAAGCCUGACAGGCAGAGGGCAGAGAGAGGGGAAGGGCUUAAGAAGGACAAAGACAAGUCCAAGACCUCCGGCAGCAGUUCAGGGAAGAGCAAGAGCGAGAGCGGCAGCAGAGGCUCCAGCGCAGAGAAGCUGGGGAGCAGCAAGAAGGACUCCAAGCUGAGAACAGCUGAUGUGAAGAAUGGGAAGGAAAGCUCUGGGCAGAGAGGCAAAGAGAAAGGGACCAAGGCUGCAGCAGGGGAGCAGAGGAGGGAGAAGGGCAAGGCUGCAGACAAGGGGGACCCCAAGAAGGGGCGGAAGCAAAGGAGCCUGAGCCACGCUGACCUGUUUGGAGAUGAGAGUGGAGAUGAGGAUGACAAAGGCCAACCUGUGGCAGCCACCUUGCCUGAGGUCAGCUCAGACUCGGGUGGGGCUGGCUCUGGGUCAGACUCUGAGAGUGACAGUGGAGGGGCCAGGAAAGUGAAGCGCUCUAAGCUGUCCAAGUCGCCCUCAUCCUCCUCAUCCGAUGACAUUGACUACUCGGUCCUGGAGAAGGACCUGGACUUGGAGUCAGACCCCAUGGAGGAGUGUCUCAGGAUUUUCAACGAGUCUACAGAUGUGAAAACUGAAGACAAAGGCAGGCUGGGCAAGCAGCUCUCGAGAGAGGAGGGCAGUGAGGAGAAGGCAGAGGACAGCCUGACCACCCUGUUCCCCGGCCAGAAGAGGAGGAUCUCUCAUCUGGUCAAACAGGGCACUGCAGAGGCCCCCAGCAAGCCUGUGGUCCGUCCCUACCGCCCGCCCAGCGCCCAGGAGGUUUGCUACCAGAGGAUGCAGCUGGCACAGCAGCAGGCGGCACAGCUGGCACAGGCCGUGCAGAAGGCCUCCCUCUCCUUGCCAGGAGAAAAGAAGAGGAUUGCCCACGUGCCAAAUGCAGCCUUCUCUGCAGCAGCCAGGCAAAGCCUCGCGAACAGCAGGACAGCUGCUGGCAAGAGCCUGCCGCCUGCCCACGACUCUGAGUCCCCCUCCCUCCCUCUGAAGGCUUGCACCUUAGCUGGGAUGGCUUCAAAGACCACCAGCACCGUCGUGCCAAAAAGGGUGGCACAUGUCCCCUCCCUGCAGAGCACCACCUUACAGAGGCCUGUUAUCCCCACAGAGUUUGGUGCUAAAGUCCCCACCAACAUUCGCCAGAGAUAUCUCAACCUCUUCAUCGAUGAGUGCCUCAAGUUCUGCUCCUCCUCCCAGGAAGCCUUUGACAAGGCCCUGGCGGAGGAGAAGGCUGCCUACGAGCGCAGCUCCAGCCGCAGCAUCUACCUGAACGUGGCGGUGAACACCCUGAAGAAGCUGCGCGGGCUCGCGCCCAGCUCCCCUGCCAGCGCAGCCAAGACAAGUAACAAGAAGGUGGUGUCCCACGAGGCUGUGCUGGGUGGGAGGCUGGCAGCUAAGACCAGCUUCACCCUGAACCGCUCCGGGAGCUUGAGGGCAGAGGAUCUGACAGGAGCUGCCCUGUACCGCCGGCUCAGGAGCUACCUGCUGAGCGAGGAGCAGCUGAAGGAGAACGGCUACCCCCUGCCGCACCCCGACCGGCCCGGCCGGGCGCUGCUCUUCACGGCCGAGGAGAAGAAGACGACUGACUCCUCCUGCAGGAUCUGCUGCCGCUGCGGCACCGAGUACAUGGUGACAGCCUCGGGCAGCUGCCUGCGCAGGGAGGAGUGCGUCCACCACUGGGGCAGGCUGCGCAAGCAGAGAGUGCCAGGAGGAUGGGAAACUCACUACAGCUGCUGCUCAGGAGCUGUGGGCUCCCCAGGCUGCCAGGUGGCUAAACAACAUGUCCAUGAUGGGCGCAAGGAGAGCCUGGAUGGCUUUGUGAGGACCUUUGAGAAGCUGCCCACCACUGAGGGCUACCCUGGCAUCUAUGCCUUGGACUGUGAGAUGUGCUACACCAAACAAGGCCUGGAGCUGACCAGAGUGACUGUGAUCAACUCUGAGCUGAAGGUGGUCUACGACACCUUUGUCAAGCCAGACACCAAGGUGGUGGACUACAACACCAGGUUCUCAGGGGUGACAGAAGAGGACCUGGAGAACACAAGCAUCACCCUGAGGGAUGUCCAGGCUGUGCUCCUCAACAUGUUCAGUGCAGACACCAUCUUGAUAGGGCACAGCUUGGAAAGUGACUUAUUUGCACUAAAGCUGAUCCAUGGCACCGUGGUGGACACUGCCAUUGUCUUCCCGCACCGCCUGGGGCUGCCCUACAAGCGGGCCCUGCGCACGCUCAUGGCUGACUACCUCAAGCGCAUCAUCCAGGACAGCGUCGGAGGCCACGACUCGAGCGAGGACGCCAGAGCCUGCAUGGAGCUGAUGGUCUGGAAGAUCAAAGAGGACUCGAAGGUGAAACGAUGACCUGGGCCUGCUCCCUCCGUUCCUCUCCACCUCUCGAAGCAGUGCAAUAAAGCUCCGAGGCAGCCGCAGGCUCCCCCAGCCCUCCGCGGCGCUGCAGGAGGCUGCAGCUGCUCCGCCAGCAGCUCCCGCUCGCUGCCGCAGCCCCCGGGCCGGGCGGUGGCUCUCAGCCCCUGCUGGCUGCGCCCGGGGGCCUCUGAGGUACAGCAGCCCCCCGGGGGCAGGGCACCGCGGCCUGGAGUGGUACAACCGGAAAGGAAUUCUUGGUCCCUCGGAGGAGCUGUUGGCCGAGGUGGAUGCCUGCAGAGGGAUCUGCUGCUGGUCCAGGCUGGUCUUUGUCCUGUUUGCUUCCCGAUGUAGCUGCUGCUGCCUCUGCUUCAGCACUGGGGCAGCCCCAGGCCUGGAGGUUGGGGGCUGGAGGAAGGCUGGGCAGGAACUGGGCAGCUGAGCCCUGCUGUUGUGUGCAGAGCAAGCAAGGGGCGGUGAGGGCUGAGGAUCAGAGCAGCAGGAGGAUCCCAGUGAGGUCCCACGGUGAGGAGGCUGCAGGAGAGGGAGGCUGCAGGGAGGCUGUGAGCAGCUGGAGAGGAGUGAGGGUGGGACAGGGACUGUGACUUGCUGCAGCCUCACAUUGCUCUGGGGGCUGCAGACUUGUCCCAGCCCCUGGGAGGCCAGGCUGGGGUCCCAGGGCCAUGCAGCACCUGGCAGCCUCCCUGGCAAGGAUCCUGCUGGGGAGGACAAUGCUGGGAACUGAGUGCCCCUGCCCUGCCCCCAUCUGCCAGCACAGCCCCAGGGAGCUGGGCCCCGGGAUCAAGGUCUUUGGAGGGACCUGAGUGCCACUAAGGCUGCACCCAAGGAUGCCCUGAGCAGUCUGCAGCACUCCCCAGCAGGCUGUGCCCCAGAGCAGGGACUUGCUGCAGGCAGGAGAAGGAGGUGCAAGUGACUCUCUUGGGGAGCAGCAGACCUCUCCCUGCCCAUCUGUCCCCUGGGCUGAAGCAGCUGCCCACAAGCUGUCUCUGGCACUGGUGGUAGUGGGGCAGCAGCCCAGGCAGACUGGGCAGCACUGCUGGGCUCUCUGCCCAGGUGCCCAGGCUCUGUGGGUGCUGGGGGAACAACAGAGCAGGUUGAAAUGGGCCCUGCUAGCUGACAGCCAGGUGGCACCAUCAGGGCAGUGAUGCCCUCGCUGCUCCCAGCUGGGACUGGCAGCACUGGCAUGCUGCUGGCCCCAUGUCCCUGGCAUGGGCUGGCAGGGGAGCUGGGUCCAGCUCGUUCCUUUGUACCCUGCUGGCAGUGCUGAGCUUGCUCUGGGGAAGUGCUGCAUGUCCCCUGGGUAUGUCCCCACCAUACCCAGCAGGGUACCUGUGCCACAGGCAGGGUGUCCUGCCUGGGCCCUUCUGCCUGGGCUGGGGCUGCUGGGGCAAGCUCUGGGAGACUCCCCUGUGCCGUUGCUGUCCCCGGAGGUGAGGAUGUGGCUUCCAGUGCCUGGCCUGUGCCAGGCUCUCCCAAAGCCACCAGGCGAAGCAGGGGCUGUAACAGUGCCUGAGCCCUCCUGUGCUUCCCCUGCCUGCAGUGACACAGGCUCCCAGUCUGCUGCCCCAGCACUCCCCAGGGCACACCAGGUCCGGCUGCCUUCUGCCAGGCUCUGCAGCCACCUCCUGGCCUGCCCUGGGGCUCCCAGGCCACGCAGCCUCAGAACUUGGUGUCCUGUGCCCUCUGCCACUGCCUGCAGGCAUCGGUGCUGGCCCUGCCCAGGCUGUGGGGCAGGUGGGGGAGAGUUGAGUGCUUGCGGCCACGGAGGGAGCUUUGCUCUGCCGCUGCCUCUUCCCCUUGCUCCUGCCCUGUUUGUCUCCCCCCUGGCUGCGGUGAUGGAGGACACCCGGAGCAGCUCAUGGAUCUCCUUAGCUUUCCAGGCCACUCCUGCCCCAGGGCUCCCCAGCACGGGAUGCACCUCCCCAGCUCCUGGCGCUCUGGGCAGCUGCCCUGCGAGGCUGGCACCUUCCUAGCAUGGGGCAGGUGUCCAGCUCAGGGAGCUGCUUGCUUGGCUCGAUCCCAUCACCCAGGCUGGGGCACGAGGCCUGCUGGCAGGGGCCUUGCUCACCUCCCCUCCCUCUCCCUGGGGCUGAGACCCCCUAAAAUGAGGCUUUUGGAGUGGGCUGUGGGGAGGAGGUUGCCCAGCUGGAGGGAUGUUGGUGAGGAAGCCAACCACGUCCACCCACACCACGGGACCCGGGGGCUGCCAUCUCCUGUGCCCCCUGGGUGUGGGAACAGAGGGAGAGCAGAGGCUGGGGCUGGGGGCUGGGGCUGUACAGAACUGUUGUAACCUGUCACUUUUGUAACUGUUUUUAAUAAAAGAGUGUUGAUGAGA
Messenger RNA from Pogoniulus pusillus (Red-fronted tinkerbird), 6104 nucleotides. It is a transcript of the gene REXO1, whose product is annotated as RNA exonuclease 1 homolog. Lineage: Eukaryota; Metazoa; Chordata; Aves; Piciformes; Lybiidae. Gene Ontology annotation, molecular function: exonuclease activity; nucleic acid binding. The record is from RefSeq and is a predicted model, not a curated record. The transcript is spliced from 16 exons. Bases 35 to 3745 code for a protein of 1236 amino acids. Gene Ontology annotation, cellular component: nucleus.